Messenger RNA from Physeter macrocephalus (sperm whale), 1262 nucleotides. RefSeq names its product eukaryotic translation initiation factor 3 subunit K (gene EIF3K). The record is from RefSeq and is a predicted model, not a curated record. Gene Ontology annotation, molecular function: ribosome binding; translation initiation factor activity. Gene Ontology annotation, biological process: regulation of translational initiation. The transcript is spliced from 7 exons. Gene Ontology annotation, cellular component: cytoplasm; eukaryotic translation initiation factor 3 complex. Bases 830 to 1225 code for a protein of 131 amino acids. NCBI's taxonomy places the organism in Eukaryota, Metazoa, Chordata, Mammalia, Artiodactyla, Physeteridae.
AAUGUAUAGUUUAACAAGCAGUUAUAAAUGAACACCUAUGUAAUCGCCAUCCAAAUUGAAAAACUGAGUGUUGCCAGCGCCCCUGGUCCUUUGCCCCAUACGCUUUGUGCCAACCACCCUGACCCUGGUAGCCACUCUCGUGGUUUGCUCUCACGGCCUGGCUUUAUGUGAAUUUACUGCGUGUGCACGUUCACACGCACACAUACACACGCAUCCUGAUUAGCUUAGUUCAGGUUUGCCUGCUUUGACCUUGACAUGAGUGUAAUCAUACAGCUGGAGCUCUUCUGCGUCUGGCAUCUUCCACUUGGCCCUGGGUUUGUGAGCUCCAUCCUUUUUCUGUGUGGCUGCAGUUUGUUUGUUGUCAUUGCUGUAUAGUGUUCCAUGUGUGUCUGUGUCUUAAUUACCUGUUCUCCUGUUAGUGGGCGUUUGGGUUCUUCCUCCUCAGCGCUUCAUUGACAUACCACCAGCGGUGUAAUUUUUAUAGCUUGCAUAGCCUCGGUUUUGCCAUCAAUAUAAUGGAGAUAACAACACUUGUAGUUGUGAGGUUGUGUGGGUUGUUAUUGGUGAUAACCGCUGCUUAGUGAGUGCUCCCCACGUGGCAGCUGCUGUGCUGUAAGCUUUGUGUGUAUUAACUCACUUAGAUGUGAGUUAAUUGUGAGCUCAGUCGCCCUUGAGAGCUAGGUAGAAUGCCUAUGAUCUGGAAGCCAACCUGGCUGUCCUGAAACUGUACCAGUUCAACCCAGCCUUCUUCCAGACCACAGUCACCGCCCAGAUCCUGCUAAAGGCCCUCACCAACCUGCCCCACACCGACUUCACGCUGUGCAAGUGCAUGAUCGACCAGGCCCAUCAAGAAGAACGGCCCAUCCGGCAGAUUUUGUACCUUGGAGACUUGCUGGAGACAUGCCACUUCCAGGCCUUCUGGCAAGCCCUGGAUGAAAACAUGGACCUCUUGGAAGGUAUAACUGGCUUUGAAGACUCUGUCCGAAAAUUUAUCUGCCAUGUUGUGGGCAUUACUUAUCAGCACAUUGAUCGCUGGCUGCUGGCCGAGAUGCUCGGGGAUCUGACAGACAGCCAGCUAAAGGUGUGGAUGAGCAAAUACGGCUGGAGCACCGAUGAGUCGGGCCAGAUCUUCAUCUGUAGCCAGGAAGAGAGCAUUAAGCCCAAGAACAUCGUGGAGAAGAUCGACUUUGACAGUGUGUCCAGCAUCAUGGCCUCCUCCCAGUAACUUUGCAGGCGUUUAAUAAAGACUUGUUGACUUCUUA